Molecule: messenger RNA, 2049 nt
Organism: Perca fluviatilis (European perch)
Lineage: Eukaryota; Metazoa; Chordata; Actinopteri; Perciformes; Percidae
Product: neuronal acetylcholine receptor subunit alpha-9-II
Exons: 6
Coding region: 343-1986 (547 amino acids)
Biological process (GO): regulation of membrane potential; chemical synaptic transmission; signal transduction
Cellular component (GO): synapse; neuron projection; postsynaptic membrane
Molecular function (GO): acetylcholine-gated monoatomic cation-selective channel activity; transmembrane signaling receptor activity
Source: RefSeq, a predicted model, not a curated record
GUAUGAGCAGGCCAGCAGCUCACCUGGCUGCAGGCGUUUGAUUGACAGCUGAAUAGCCCAGUGUGUGGUGAGGCGAUGAUUCGUGGGCAUCCUGUUUCUGCUGCUAUGUGAUAGCCGGAGUUGUAUUCCGUGUCUCAGUCAGCAGACAUGCUGCCUCCCCUGCCAAGCACUGAGAACCUGCCUGACCGCGAGGACGACCAGAUGAAACGGUGCCCUGCUAUCUGCAACUGAGUUCAACUGGGGUUGAACGGGCGCCAUGUAGGCCUGUUAGGGGAUCACACCAAAGGGCCCUUAGAUUGCUGGUCGCAGUUACCUUUUAUUUCUUCUUGGAGGUGUUAAUAAAUGCCCACGAUGAUUCCAAUAAUCUGUCUGGCGAUUCUGCUUCCUGAAGUGGCUCACUCGGCUCAGGGUCACUAUGCCCACAAGCUUCUGAAUGAUUUGAUGGAGAAUUAUUCCAGCGCUCUGCGGCCUGUCGAGGACACAGACAGAGCCCUCAAUGUCACCUUACAGAUCACCCUCUCUCAGAUCAAAGACAUGGAUGAGAGGAACCAGGUGCUGAUUGCUUACCUGUGGAUCAGGCAGACGUGGCAUGAUGCCUACCUGAAGUGGGAUAAAGAGGACUAUGACGGGCUGGAGGUGAUCCACAUCCCCAGCAGCCUUGUGUGGAGGCCCGACCUCGUUCUCUAUAACAAAGCUGAUGAUGACUUCUCAGGGCCAAUGGACACCAACGUGAGACUGCGCUACAAUGGAGAGCUAACCUGGGAUGCUCCUGCCAUCACUAAGAGCUCCUGUGUGGUGGACGUCUCCUACUUCCCCUUUGACAGCCAGGAAUGUAACCUGACUUUUGGUUCCUGGACCUACAAUGGCAACCAGGUAGACAUCAUUAUGGGCAUGGACAGUGGUGACCUGUCAGACUUUGUGGAAAAUGUGGAGUGGGAGUGUCACGGGAUGCCGGCCACCAAAAACGUCAUCAUGUACGGCUGUUGCUCUGACCCGUAUCCAGACAUCACCUAUACAGUGCUCCUGCAGCGCCGCUCCUCCUUUUACAUCUUCAACCUCCUCCUCCCCUGCUUCCUCAUCUCCUUCUUGGCUCCUCUGGGUUUCUACCUGCCUGCAGACUCUGGGGAGAAGGUUUCCCUCGGAGUGACCGUUCUUCUGGCUCUCACUGUGUUCCAGCUGAUGGUGGCUGAGAGCAUGCCUCCAUCCGAGAGUGUGCCCCUUAUAGGGAAGUACUAUAUUGCCACUAUGACCAUGGUCACGGCCUCCACAUCUCUUACCAUCUUCAUCAUGAACAUCCACUUCUGUGGUCCAGAGGCCAAACCAGUCCCCCACUGGGCAAAAGUCCUCAUCAUUGACUACAUGUCCAAGAUUUUCUUUGUUUAUGAGGUGGGCGAGAACUGUGCCACUGCCUCCUCCUCCUCUUCAUCGUCUUCUCACUUCUUCCAGGAUGACAUCUGUCACCAGCACCUCAACUCCCAGUUUCAUGCGAAUGGUAAACCAGGGACCCACAGUAGCCGACAGGACUGGCAGGGUCGCAAAAACCCCAGACCUCAGACCCCCAAGCCACAACACCACCCCAGAGUGAAAGCCCAGCACCACAUCACCAGAGAAGAGAGGAGCCACUUCUCCAGCUUUGCACCUGGGAAAUAUGAAGGCUCUAAUGGGAAAAUCCCAACAGGUGACUGCUGUAAAGAAGACCAGAAGGUCCCCUGCUGCCCUGAAGACAAAAAGCCUCCACCUCAAGGCCCCUCUGUUACCUUCGGCCCCUGUGUGUUCUGCAGCCACGGCAGUGGCUUCCCUGGUGUGGACACCAAGCUGGUGCGCAAUGUUGAAUAUAUUGCCAACUGUUUCCGAGAGCAGAGGGCCACAUGCGCCAAAGGGGCAGAAUGGAAGAAGAUCGCUAAGGUGAUGGACAGAUUCUUCAUGUGGAUCUUCUUCAUCAUGGUCUUCCUCAUGAGCAUCCUCAUCAUUGGCAAUGCACCAUGAUGCUACAGAUUUCUUUAUAUUUAACUCAAUUAACUCUUUUUGCUUAAAUAAAACUAUUUAGUU